Molecule: messenger RNA, 2907 nt
Organism: Micromonas pusilla CCMP1545
Lineage: Eukaryota; Viridiplantae; Chlorophyta; Mamiellophyceae; Mamiellales; Mamiellaceae
Exons: 3
Coding region: 1-2907 (968 amino acids)
Source: RefSeq, a predicted model, not a curated record
AUGGGCGUCCCCGCGAACAAGCUCCCGUCGCACGCCGACGCCGUCGAGGUCGCGACCGCGUGCGUGGAGACCGCGAACGCGCUGCUCCAGGCGCUGAAGGACGUCCGGAAGGGCGGCCCCGCGGGCGUCGCCGCGACGAGCGCGUCGCGCGAGGCGUCGCGAGCGCUCGCGCGCCUCGCGAAGACGACGCGAUGCAUCCUCGACGACGCCGAGGCGGCGUGGAAGGCGCAGGCGGAGGAAGCGGGCGCGCGCGGGUCGAGAGCGAUCGCCGCGUCGUCGCCCCCGCAGAAGCAGAAGCAGAAGCAGAGGAAAGCGCCGCUGCCCGCGGCGGCGCGCCCCGCGACCGCGCCGGCGACGGCGAGACGCGGAUUAGGCCCGCCGGAGCGCGUCCCGACGCCGCCGUCGCGACGUUCGCCGUCGCCGUCCGUCUUCGGAUCCCUGCGGUCGCCGCCCGUCGAGGCCCCGCUCGGAUCGCUCGCGUCGCCGCUGCCGCCGGGCUUCCGCGUCCCGUCCGGGGACGGGGACGGGGACGGGGACGGGUACGGGGAAGAAGAAGACCUCCGCCCGCGGGGGCUGCGGCCGCCGACGCCGACGGCGGCGGCGGCGAACGCGGUCGCCGUCGCUGUCGCGGCGUCGCCGACCGCGGGGCUCGUCGUCGUCCGACCGGCCUCAGCUUCAGCCGCCGCGAAGACGAAGAGAGCGCCCACCGCGACGUGGGAGAAGCAUCUGUCGAGGCAGCAGCGCGCGGCGGACGAACGCCGAGCGCGCGAGCGAGAGGCGAAGGAAGAAGCCGUCGCGGCGCGUCGCCGCGCCGUCGCCGCGCGGUCGCGACGCCCGGAGAAGUCGCCGCACUUCUGGCAGCCGACCGCGGAGUCGCUCGUCACGGAGACGGUGCGCGUGCGCCGCGCGGGGACGAAGACGGGCGCGGUCGCGAUCAUCCAUCGACGCGCGAUGAACGCGUCGAGGGACGUCGCGAAGAAAGAAUACGCCGCGCUCUUGCGCGCGGCGCGAGAUAAGCUCGGGAUGGGCGUGAAGAUCGCGGCGCUGAUCGACCCGUCCACCGGCGACGCGUUCGACUACGUCGCGGCGUCGCUGAGGUGUUCGAGCAAGGUUGACCUGGACAUGAGCGCGGAUGACAUGACGCCGACGCCGACGACGCGCGCGUUUCCCGCGGGCGUCACCUUCGUCGCGUUGACGUCGAACGAAGUCGCGCGGCGGCGGGAGACGCGCGCCGACGCGCUCGCGCUCGCGCUCGCGCCCCCGCCGGGGUACGGCACGCUCGAAGCCGACGAGGCCGCGCUCGUGAACCGUCUCUCGGAGCCGACGCAGAGCGCGGCGUUGAUCCACGUGUCCAGAGUCGGACGACGUUGGGGCGCGUCGGACGCGUCCGACGCCGACGCCGGCGCCGGGCCGUCCGACGGGCUGUCCGACACGCGCGCCGAGGACGUCGUCUCCGUCGUCAUCCCGCGGUCUGUGGAGCUCUUCGGCGACGUCCUCGCGAGGGUGACGGAGACGUUGAAAGCGCACGAGCUCGCGCAGACGCGAUGCGUCGCGUUGUAUCGCAGCGAACGCGUGGUUCGCGCGGGCGACGAGGAAGACGAGGAAGACGCGCCGAACGAGAUCACGCGCGUGGAGGAGUUGAAGACGGGCGACUUGGUCUUCGCGCGGUGCGUCGGGGACCUCGCGCCCGGGAUGGCGCGCAACAUCUCCGCGGCGCGACGCCAGGCGCGCGCGAUGCACGCCCUGACCGAACCGAUAACGCACAAGACGGAUGCGUUGGUAGAAGUGGACGUCGCGCCGUUGGACGACCCGACCGGGGAGUCGUUCGCGAUGCGUCUGCCCGAGCUCUCGAAGCUGCGGCACCUCACGUUCGAGGACGUGUGCCGCCGCGUGCGCAUCGCGGCGGCGCUCCCGAGCGAGACGCGCGUCCGCGCGCUGUUCAAGUUUAACGGCGAGAAGCUCGCGUCGCCGAGCGAUAUUCGUCCGGGGAUGCGGCUGCUGUACAGCGAGCGGCGAGCGGCGCGGAGUCAAAGCGCGUCGCGGCCGCAGAGCGCGGCGUCGAGCCGGCGGCAAUCGCGUUCGCCGUCGCGGUCGCGAGGGGGCGGCGUGAAAGUCGCGCCGCCGAUUCGGUUAGCGUUAGCGGAGGCGCUCGCCGCCGCGGAGGCGGUCAUGGACGAGCAGAACAACACGGAGGACGGCGCGCCGCCGGCGGCGGCGGCGGAGGAGGAGGAGGAGGCGAACGACGACGACGCGGACGCGGACGGCGUCGUCGUCGAGGACGACGACGACGAUUUGGAGGAGAUCGAAAUCGAGCCGGAGAAGCUGCCCACGCCGGCGAAGCCGCCGUCGGGGCGGCCGCAGACGGCGCCGCGCGGCGGACGGAAGACCGCCGCCGCCGCGACGUCGCCGAAAAAGAACGCGGUCGCGGUCGGGACGCCGCCGCCGCCGGAGGAGGACGUUCCGCUGGACUGGGACCGCGCGCUGCCGCGAUUUAUGCCGUCGCCGACGCCGUCGUCGCCGACGCCGCCGUCGCCGACGCGGGAGAACGUUCUCGUCAGCCCCGGGCGGCUCCGGCCGCUGCGGACGUCGGCGUCCGCGAAGAAGGCGGCGGCGCCGCCGCCGGAACCGGGGUCGCUGCGGAGGAGCGCGACGUCCCCGGGCGGCGGCGGCGGCGGCAGCGGCGGCGGCGCGAAGCUCGAACCUAUUCGCGGCAUCAUGCCUGGGUUUUCGAGCACGAAAUCGCCGAGCCCGUCGCCGGUGCUCUCCCCGGGUAACGCGCGCGGGAUCGAACGCGGCGGGUCGAUGAAGAUUGAGUUCGCGGGCGGUUCGGACGAGGAGAUCUCUGAGGAGAUCGAUUACGACCUCGGCGGGGACUCGAGCAUGUCCGGGUCGCUGCCGUUGCCGUGA